CCCCCCCUUUUUCUCUAGCUCUCUCCCUGUCUCUCUCUCUCUCUCUCUUACUUUCUCGCUCGUGCGUUUUUGUGACUAGCUGGAUAGGCCAGUGCUCAGAGAUUUAAAAAGUGGUUAGAAUCACAAGCUUCAAAGUGAAGUAUUUCUUGUCUUCUAUGCCCUGCUGCCUGCAAUCAUCUGCUACUUAGGGGGGGUCACUGCCAAUUUUAGCAAUUUUUUUUUUUUUGUUCUUCAUGGAAUCUGAAUUGGAACCCAUGCCUAUUGGGUCGCAGAAACGCGACCUGGCUUGGAAGCAUUGUCAGAUGUUUAAGAUUGAAAAUCGGAUUCGACUGAAGUGUAUCUAUUGUGGUAAAAUGUUUUCUGGUGGGGGAAUCCAUAGAAUUAAAGAACACUUGGCUGGACAGAAAGGUAAUGGAGCUACUUGUCCAAGAGUGCAUCCUGAUGUGAGGCAUAUAAUGAGGCAAAGCUUAGAUGGGUCAAUGGUGAGAAUGAAGAAGAAACAAAAGAUUGCGGAAGAAACUGCUAAUCAGCUUAUGAUUACUAAUGAGGUAGAAGCGUAUAACCCUCACUGUGAAGCAAUCACAGGACUCCAAUUGCUUGCAGCUCCCAAUUCAGGUGAAACGAAUUUGGGUUUGUCAGCAAAGGAAGAAGAAGGAAUGACUGAUAGAAGUUCAGAAAGAUGGAAAAGAGGGGCAGUUGGAGACCCUUCUUCGGCUCCUCUGGUUACUCAUCCUAUUAGAGAACUCACUUUAGGAUUAACAAGGGGGAAGGAUCAAGUCCAUAUGGCAAUAGGUCGGUUUCUAUACGAUGCUGGGGUGCCUCUAGAUACAGUAAACUCUGUCUAUUUUCAACCAAUGGUCGAUGCGAUUGCAUCGGAAGGACCAGGGUUCAAACCACCAUCAUAUCAUGAUCUUCGGGGUUGGAUUUUGAAGAAUUCAGUUGAAGAAGUAAACAAAGUUGUAGAUCAGUACAAGGGAACAUGGGGACGGACUGGAUGCUCUGUCCUGGCUGAUGAAUGGACUGUGGAAGCUGGUAAAAUUUUGAUAAACUUCCUGGUUUAUUGUCCUGAAGGAACAAUGUUUCUGAAAUCAGUUGAUGCGUCGGACAUAAUUAGAUCACCAAUCGCUCUAUAUGAACUGCUUAAAGAAGUGGUGGAGGAUGUUGGAGUGCAACAUGUAUUGCAGGUGAUUACUGAUAGUGCAGAGAACUAUAUUGAAGCUGGGAGAUUGUUGACAGAGACCUUCCCCACUAUUUAUUGGACCCCGUGUUCUGCUCGUUGCAUUGAUUUGAUGCUCGAGGAUUUUGGAAAAUUUGAGUGGAUAAAUGCAACUCUGGAGCAAGCCAAAUCAAUAACGAGGUUUGUAUAUAAUCAUGUUGAGGUUUUGAAUAUGAUGCGAAGGUAUACAUAUGGGAAAGAUUUAAUACAGCCAGCAAUCACCCGCUCUGCAACAAACUUUACAAUUUUGCAGGGCAUGGUUAGUCUUAAAAAUAGUUUGCAGGCAAUGGUUACUUCACAGGAAUGGAUGGAUAGCCCAUACCCGAAAAACCCAGAUGGACUUGCAUUGAUUGAUGUCAUUUAUAGUCAGGCUUUUUGGUCUUCAUGCGUCACUAUCAUCCGUUUGACAGAUCCACUGUUGCGAGUUUCAAGAAUUGUUGGAAGUGAGAGGAGGCCAGCAAUGGGAUACAUUUAUGAGGCAAUGUACCGAGCCAAAGAAGCAAUAAAAAAGGAACUGGUUGAGAAGAAGGAUUAUCUGGCAUACUGGAAUGUUAUUGAUCACAGGUGGAACAGGCAACUUCACCGUCCUCUUCAUGCAGCAGGUUUCUACCUGAAUCCCAAGUGUUUUUAUAGCAUUGAAGGAGAUGUACCUAAUGAAAUCAUGUCGGGGAUGUUGGAUUGUAUUGAAAGAUUGGUACCUGACACGAAGAUCCAAGAUAAAAUCACUAAAGAGUUGACCUCAUACAAGAAUGCUGUUGGGGAUUUAGGGCGAAAGAUGGCCAUUAGAGCUAGAAAUACUAUGCUUCCAGUCGAAUGGUGGUCUACUUAUGGAGGAGGUUGCCCGAGUUUGGCACGCUUGGCCAUACGUAUUCUUAGCCAAACUUGCAGUGCAAUUGGUUUCAAGCAAAGUCAGAUUUCUUUCAGACAAAUCCACCACCAGAGGAGAAACCACAUCGAGCAUCAAAGGCUUAGUGACCUCAUUUUUGUUCAACACAAUUUGCGAUUGCGGCAAAUGCUACAUAGGAAGAAUAAAGAACUGGAUGCUUUAGAUCCCAUCUCCUUUGACACAAUGGGUACCAUUCAGGACUGGGUAACUGAAAAGGAAAAACUCUUAGCAGAAUAUGGAGGUUCAGAUUGGAAGGCACUUGUCCAGCCUGCAGCUAACACUAUGUUGGCUGUCUCUCCAAAUGAUGAGACUGAAGGCUUGGUUGCAGGAUUUGAAGAUGAUGAGAUUCACAAUGGUGUGAAAGAUGAUGGCGAUAAUGACACUGAGAACCAGUUGGAAGAUGAUGGCGAUGGGGACCUGGGAGACCAAACAUGAUUGUCCUAUCAAUGGUGCGUAGUUUAGCUGGUUUAAACAAAUUAACGUAAAUAAUGUGUUUAUGGUUGGGUUCAAUGGUUGAAAUUCUUAAGAAGCUCAGAGUCAUGUUGAAUUUUGAUUGUUAAUUAACCUGUUUAUUGAUUUAUGAAUGAUUUCUUUUUUGUCUUAUCAGAAUCUGAUCAUUCUAGCCUUGAAACUUGAGUAACAGGAAAGUGAAAGCAUCUGGAAAUGUAUGGCUGUUAAAA
This is a messenger RNA of Telopea speciosissima, 2782 nucleotides long. RefSeq lists its product as uncharacterized. The coding region runs from base 234 to 2537 and encodes 767 amino acids. The transcript is spliced from 6 exons. NCBI's taxonomy places the organism in Eukaryota, Viridiplantae, Streptophyta, Magnoliopsida, Proteales, Proteaceae. Gene Ontology annotation, molecular function: protein dimerization activity; DNA binding. The record is from RefSeq and is a predicted model, not a curated record.